This is a messenger RNA of Bombus impatiens (common eastern bumble bee), 2599 nucleotides long. RefSeq names its product serine/threonine-protein phosphatase alpha-2 isoform. The transcript has 5 exons. Gene Ontology annotation, cellular component: cytoplasm; nucleus. NCBI's taxonomy places the organism in Eukaryota, Metazoa, Arthropoda, Insecta, Hymenoptera, Apidae. Gene Ontology annotation, molecular function: protein serine/threonine phosphatase activity. The coding region runs from base 182 to 1171 and encodes 329 amino acids. The record is from RefSeq and is a predicted model, not a curated record.
GAGGGGGUAAAAGGGAGUGGAGUGCGCGGUUGUCCGGGCGGCCAUUGCGGGUACAUUGUCCGAAACCGCGAAUGCAAUUGAGUGCAGCUUGCCACACUAGUGAAAUCCACGAAAAUCAAAGGUCAUCCCCAAAAGAAGGUGCUCCGUGUGAAGCCCGGGACGCGCACAAAACCCCGGCCCGAUGGCUGAAUCAGACAAACUUAAUAUUGACAACAUCAUAGCUCGGCUCUUGGAAGUGCGGGGAGCCAGGCCAGGGAAAAAUGUACAAUUAACAGAAGGAGAAAUAAAAGGACUUUGCCUGAAGUCACGUGAAAUUUUUUUAUCACAACCUAUUUUGUUAGAACUUGAAGCACCGCUUAAAAUAUGUGGUGAUAUUCAUGGGCAAUAUUAUGAUCUACUACGACUAUUCGAAUAUGGUGGAUUUCCACCAGAGAGUAACUAUCUGUUUCUAGGAGACUAUGUUGAUAGAGGAAAACAGUCUUUAGAGACAAUUUGUCUCCUCCUUGCCUAUAAAAUCAAAUAUCCUGAGAACUUCUUUUUACUUCGUGGAAAUCAUGAAUGUGCAUCCAUUAAUAGGAUAUAUGGAUUUUAUGAUGAAUGUAAACGACGUUACAAUAUUAAACUAUGGAAAACAUUUACGGAUUGUUUCAACUGCUUACCUGUUGCGGCAAUAGUUGACGAAAAAAUAUUUUGUUGCCAUGGUGGCCUUAGUCCAGAUCUACAAAACAUGGAACAGAUCAGACGUAUUAUGCGACCAACAGAUGUACCUGAUCAAGGCUUAUUGUGUGAUCUAUUAUGGUCUGAUCCAGACAAAGAUACAAUGGGUUGGGGAGAAAAUGAUCGUGGGGUAUCAUUUACAUUUGGAGCUGAAGUAGUUGCCAAAUUUUUACAUAAGCAUGACUUUGACCUUAUUUGUCGUGCUCAUCAGGUGGUAGAAGAUGGCUAUGAAUUUUUUGCAAAGAGACAGUUAGUUACCCUGUUCUCAGCACCAAACUACUGUGGCGAAUUCGAUAAUGCUGGAGCUAUGAUGUCCGUUGAUGAAACUCUCAUGUGUAGUUUCCAAAUUCUAAAACCAGCUGACAAAAAGAAAUUAACGUACGGUGGCCUGAAUGCAAAUAGACCAGUGACUCCCCCACGAGGCGGUGGAAACAACAAAAGCAAGAAGAAGUGAAAUCCUUAGAUUUGUUUCUCAUCCUUUUUUUUGAACGUAACGUUUAGAACUUCAAAAUAACUCCCUUAAAACCCUCAGUCUUUUAAGACAUUAAGUUCUUGUAAGAGAAAAGAUGUUAUUGUUAUUAUUUCCUAGUAUCGCUACUAUUAUUAUCAACGCUAUUACCAUAUUAUUUUCGAAUUUAUCAUGAAUUCCGCUCACACAUUAAUGAUCACACUUUAAGUAAAAGAAAAUCCUGGAGGGGCGUAGUUUGUUAAGCGAAAGAUAAACAAAGAAGUUCUUCAUUAAAAUAGAACAGUUCAAAGAGGGGAAAAAUGCUAUUAAAUGGGUGUCUAUAAAAAAUUAACAGUAAGUUCAGUUAUUGAAGAUUAGAUUAGAAAUUCUAUUAGAAGUAUUGUUACAAAAUACAAGAAAAUUUCAUGACGAAUUCAUUCUUAAUUCUUUGCUUAACAUUUUCUUCGGUGUUUUUAUAGAAUAAACAUUUAGAAAUUGCAAUAUCACUGAUCAGAAUAUCAUGGCAUGGUACAAUUGAUGUAAUAUUAGACACAAUUUUAUUGUGCUAUUUCUUCGCUUUGAUGGCAUGCAUAACUACCUUAUGUUAAUGAUAAUAUAUGAAUACUAUCGAAUACAUAGUGGUUCUUAAUGACAUAAGUUCCAAGUGUGAUACAUAAUUUUGGCUUUGUUAUAUUUCUGUAAAUUGCACAAAAUUUGUAAGUAACAUACAGAUACGACUUUCAUAAAGAGACCGUUUUUGUAGAAUGUGCUUUUGUAAUUAAAUUUUUAUAAAUCGCAAAAAAACAGAAUGUUUUAGCUGUUCAGUAAAAAUCGAUUUCAAUGAAUAUUUUUAAAAGAAAAAAGACUUAUAUAUAUAUAUAUAUACACAUAUAUAUAUUCCUUAUUUAUACCUGUAUCCCAAAAUAAAUUUAUGAUAUACAAAGUAUCGUGUAUCCGUGAAGUUUCACUGGAUUCUUCAUGACAUGCAUUGCAUUACUAAUUUUCGGGAGGAAAUGGUAAUGAUAGAACUACUAUAAAAGCAGGCUGUAAAUGUGUAUAAUGCAAGUAGUGAAGUUAUGCAUAUAUAUACAUACAAUUUAAAAAACAAGGAAUGUAAGAAGAAACCCCGAUUUGUAAGGAUUCAUCAUAUAAACAUUAACGGUCCCUUUUGUCGGGAAUAAUUUAACUAAUCUCAUGUGACCACAUUUAUAUUUUAUUAUCGAUCUUGUUCAGUCCCUUGACAUACACUUCAUGUAUCAUGUAGGUCGUAAAACUAUUUUUCAGUGAUAUCACCACUACGAAUCGUAUGUAAGAAGAAAUCAUAAGGUACUGUUCUGUAAAAAUUAGCGCAACAAACACCUGUCAUCCGCCUCCCUUGUACUUGUACAUUAAUUUCUAUCUUCUAAAUAAAACUCACAAAAAAGCAUUCAUUUA